Messenger RNA from Tarenaya hassleriana, 2065 nucleotides. RefSeq lists its product as uncharacterized. The coding region runs from base 260 to 1864 and encodes 534 amino acids. Lineage: Eukaryota; Viridiplantae; Streptophyta; Magnoliopsida; Brassicales; Cleomaceae. The record is from RefSeq and is a predicted model, not a curated record. The transcript is spliced from 5 exons.
AAAUCAGAAAAGGAAAAGAAAAGCAAAUGGACUUGUUUGGUUGGGUUACCAAUGUGGGCUAAAAUAUUACAGGCCUGUUAUAUGAUUUGGGCUUGGCGGAUUCUUCCUCAUGAAGCUUCUCUCCGUGUACACCAAUGGCGAUUUUCUCCAGGUGCUUCGAAAUCCCGAAUAGGCGGUCUCACUUGAUUUCGCUGUUACCACCAUUGCUGCUUUACCCAGCGCCUUUGAUCGGUAAAGUCCCUGCUGGCGGCCAUUCGGGAUGGAGAUUCCUUCCGGUAAGAUGCCUGCACAGUGCAAUUCCACAACAGAGCUUUCAGUUGGUUAUACAUCUUUCAGCAAGUCAAACGUAGAGGUUGGAGAAGAUGAUUAUGCAUUUUCCGACCAUCCGCAAAGAUUAUCUUACUCAGAUAGGUUGAUGGAGCGCAUGGUGACUGGCAAUUCAGACGUUGAUAUCUGGAUUUGGAUUAUUGAAUACUUGGCAAAAUUUAAGAAGGAGCUCUGGAUGCUGCACGAUAUCUUUGAAAUGGGUCCUAAAGUUCCAGAUGAUCUAGGUGAACAUACGAACGAGAUGGUGGCUUUCAGAUGCUUGGCUUAUUUGUUUGAUCCUAGUCCUGGACAGAACAACAAUGUUGCUUCUGGUGUUGGGUCAAAAGUUGAGUUCGAUUUAUCUGAGAGCUGUGUAUAUGUUCUCCAAUGUAUCCUGGAUGAGAUACCCUUGUUGAACCUGAAACCAGGUGCACCGGAAUUAUUAAAAUGGAAUCCUCUACCAUUCAUUGAAAACAAGAGACUUUGCCUGCCAAAAUGCACUUUGGAACUGCUGAGAGAGGCUUCACGUAAGAAGAGUACUGGAGUUCUUCCCAGUUGUGGGGAAGAGACAAUGGGAACUGAUGGCGACAAAAACAACCAAGUUGCACUUGCUGGUGAAAAUAUUGAUGGGAGAAUGAAUGGAGAGGGAACUUCGUUUGGUCAGGGCCCUGGAUAUGGAGUUGGAGUAGUGGCAGAUGAAAAUGGAACUUCAUUCGGACAAACAGAUUUAUGUAAUGUAAUACCAGAUACCUUCGAAGAAAAUGAGGAUGGAAAUCAAGGUACCUCCAUAGUUGAUGACAUUUUCCGUGCAAAAGCCAAGGAAGCUAAGCUGGAUCCAGCAGAGGCCACUGUAGACAAUGUUGAUGUGUGUACUACAGAGGCUAAAGAAUGCUUUGACCAUUCCAAUAACCAAGAGGAAAGAAUGGAGGUGAGCAGAUCUACUGCAUAUGAUCAAAGCGAAUUUAUGGCUCCAGGGGAGCCGCAGCAGGGGACAAGCCAUGUUGAUAACAGAAAUGGUCAAACAGAAGCAUCUCAUGACAUUGAUAUUUUACCUGUAGAAAUGGCGAAUGAGAUCAAUUUUAGCACUGAUGCAGUAAAAGUUUUGGGAGAAUACCCUUCAAUUGAAGCUGAAGGAAGUAAAGAUCAAGAAAAGAACAAAGAUCAGACAGAAAUGGACGGUGUUUAUGAUGCCCUUGCAGUGAACAGCAUGAACCCGAUCCAAUACGAGGACAUUGACGGUCACUUGUCGAGCCCCUCACCAAAUAGAUACUCAUGCAAACAGUGCAAUGGAGGUGGCAAGCUGUUGUUUUGUUCUAAUGAGGGAUGUCCAGUUAUGAUUCAUGAGAAAUGCUUGGAUUCUCAUCCAACAUACGAUGACGGUAACUUCUACUGCCCUCUCUGUGCUUACGCCCUCAAUUCUUCAAAGUAUCUCAAAUUCAAAGGUCAAGUCACUGAAGCAAAGAAGAAACUAGUUAGCUUUCUUCAUCUGGUAAACUCGAGGAGGCUUAAAGAGAAGGCAAGAUCUGGAAAUCAAGUUCCUUCAAGCCACCAACAUUGAGGAUGAUUCCUGUGGCUGAAUUGAAAGUACCAGUUUGCAGGUCAGCAAGUUUAACAAGUUCGCAUCUUUUUUUAGCUUUGGAUCUCAUCACAAUCGUCAGUUUUCAUCACACAUAAAUUAUCACAUGUUUGGGUACAUUCUAGAUGCGGGGGGCAGGCAUAUCCUUAGCCGAAUAUGAUGUAAGCAGUUUACACAAAAUUG